CAUUAACUUCCUUGUUAGAAUUCCUUCUCGUGGUCUCAGGAGACGUUCAAAAUUAUAAUGACAGAAAAGACAAUGGCAUCAUCAUUUUGUAAAGAAGUUUGUACACUCUGUCAAGACGAAGCUGUAUCAAACCAGGCAGUCACAUGGUGUACAGAAUGUGAAAUUUUCUUUUGUAUGGAUUGUGACAAACAUCACAAAAAGUCACCAUCAUCUAAAUACCACAAAAUUAUGUCUACAGAAGAGUACCACAAGCUACCUGCAUUCAUGCAAGAAAUAAGCAGCCAGUGUCAAGAGCAUAAUAAAAAGUUUGAACUCUAUUGUUCCUUCCAUGCAUGCCCUUGUUGUGUCCAGUGUGUUACCAAACAUCAGAAAUGUCAAGACAUCAAGCCACUGUCAGAUAUCCUCACAAAUGUAAAAUCAUCUGCCUCAGUCCAACUACUUGAAAAAGAUUUAAAGGACCUAAAGGAAAACUUUGGUGAGAUUGUAAAGUUUUUGAAACGCAGGAUCAAUACAAACAAUAUUCAGAAAACAGCAGCAAUUAAAGUCAUUCAUACUAUGAGGAGGUCAUUAGAUCAUUACCUAAAUAGACUAGAACAGCAAAUUCUUGGAGACCUGGAAUCUAAACACUCAAAGCUGAAACUCAAUAUGAACACUCUUCUUAAACAAUUGGAACACAGAAAAGUUAAGCUACACACACUGCAGGAAGAAUUUUCCAAAAUGACACUAUAUGCCAAUGAAUUACAAAUGUACAUUGGUUUGAGAGAAAUUGAGAAGACAACAUCUCAAGCAGCGAAAUACAUAGAAGAUGUAGAGAGUGCUGGCCUCUUGAAUGAAAAAAACUUGGAAAUUAAAAUAUCAUCUUCUUUACAAUCAAUCUUACAAGAUGUUAAAUCAUUUGGAGAUAUAAAUAUCACAACUAGUUCUUCUACUGUGCAAAUCAAGGCCGGGAGAAAGGAUCAGGCUCAACGUUUAGUUCCGACUGUCCUUGGAAUUGAAAAUAUUGAGCUAUCAUUAAUGAAGUCAGUGACGUUUGCCGAAGAGAUUGGCCUUGUAUAUAUAAAUUGCUGUAGAUUAUUACCUGGUGGGAAAAUUUUAAUCCUCGAUUUCAAUCAAAGCCAACUAUUGCUUUUCAGUAAAGAUGGCAUCUUCAUGAGAAUUGUGGUGACAUUUGAAGGCUCUCCACAUAAUCUUUGCAUUGUUAGAAAUAAUACAGCAGCCAUUUCAUUAGCAAGAAUAGAGCAGUUAGCACUGGUUGAUAUAGAAAAGAACAAAAUCAUUAAAACAAUUGAACUUUCUCAUGACUGCCGUGGAGUAACGAGUGACAGUCAAAUUUUGGUAGUCAUUGGUGAAAAAAAAUGUACUAUAGUUAAUCUGAAAGAUAUGUCCCAUAAAAUCUUAGAAGGAGUUGGCGGAAACUAUAUUUCUAUAUUCAAAGAAAAGAUUUACUGCACUGGCUUGAUUGAACAAAAAGUGAGUUGUUACCAAACGACUGGAGAACCUCUGUGGACAUUUAUGCACAAUGAUAUUAAAUCUCCGACUGGACUUGCAUUGGACAUUAAUGGCUUUGUUUACGUGGCUUCUUUUGAAACAAAUAAAAUUGUAGUGGUGUCACCUGAUGGAAAAACAAGUAAAACAAUACUUUCAGAUGCUAAUGGAAUAAUUAAUCCUACAGGACUAGACAUAAACAGAGGCACAGGAAUGAUGGUUGUUGCUUGUUCAAUGAGUGGUUAUUUACCAAAAAUGUUGCUUUUUAAAACUUAAAAAAUAUGUUAAUUGUAGAACCAUAUCAAAGAUGUUAAAUGUCUUUGUCAGGAGCAAGCUUCAGUUCUAAAUAUCUCAAUUUUUCUCAUUUCAAAUAUUUCGGUAUUUACAGUUGAAUAAUUUUCAAUGAAUCUGUCUGAAAUAAAGCAGGUACAAAAAUGUAUUGAAUAUUGAAGAAAAUUAAGAAUAUGGCAUGAAUGUGUCUACAUGUCACCAUGCCAUGUAGGCACUAUUACAUUUCCAGAUUUCGUUUCUAUGUAUGUUGGCGUUUGUUUUUGUUGCACUUCAGUUUUCCUGUUGUUCCUUUGUUUUCCUCUUAUGGUUGAUGUGUUUCCCUCGGUUUUAGUUUGUGACCCGGAAUUGUUUUCUCUCAAUCGAUUUAUGGCUUUUGAACACCGGCAUACUACUACUACUGUUGCCUUUAUUUAGGAACCCAAAUACCCGAGUCAAAACUCUAAUUUGGCCUACUUUGUAAAACGUUCAAAUCCCAAUGAACAUGUUAAAAUGAAGGCUUUUUUAUUUUUACUUUGAAAACUUCGGGUUUCUCAAAAAUGAACGUUACAUGACCAAUUCCUGAGGAAUUUGCAGUUUUGACUUAUUACAAUGGUUGCAGUUUUUAGCAGUUUUUAAUCUUUAAAUUAUUAUUAUUGCGAAAGAAAUGAAACAUCUACAAAAUCAAUUUCUCUUGUUCAAGGUAUUUAAACUUUUGUCAGUUCUUUUGUCCCAUUGAAUAAAUACAAUAGCUAUGGUUCUCUGUGUAGUUUAUUCACUUGGACCUUUAACUUUCUUCUAAGGGAAAUCCAUCACUCAUUGAUUAAUUUACCUGAAGACAAUAUCUAUCUGCUAAGUAAAUCAAAAUACAUGUACCAAUUCACAAAUCAGCAUGCAAUGUUGUAUUUAUUCAAUAUCAAUAAUAGAUUUUCAACUUGUUCAAUAUAACCACUAAUUUAAUCAUUAAAAGUAGAUUUUUGACAAAUUUUUAGCAUUGUUUUCCUCAGAAGGCCUUUAUUUGAACAUCGUUAUUUUCAAGUUUUUAACUGGAUUUCCGAAAGAAAAAUCGGUUAUUGAUUAGGGGAUGUACGGCGGGCGGGCGGGCGACUGCCAAACAGUGUCCGUUCAUUAACAUGAAAACGCUUUGACGAAAUCUUUUCAAAUUUAGAUAUGUUGUUUUCUUAAUGAAGGUCAAGUCCGAUUUUCACGAUUUUAGCUUUUAUAGUGUUGAGUUGUAGACCUUCCAAUAGCGAAAAGUGAUACUUAGACCGUUGUCUGUGCAAUAACUUGAAAACUCUUCAGUGAUCUCCAUGGAUGAAAAUUUAACGAUGGAAGAACUUUCACCAUGACAAAACCCCACGUCUAUAAAAAAUAUUUCAUUCCUCCAUUUCCAUGUGAGGAAUGGUGAAUAGACUAAUAUAUUGCUUAUUAUAUUUAUUUCAUUAUAAAGUAACCAAUAUUUUCAUUAAUUGUCAUUCGUAAUAAUUCCAAUGCCAAGCCUGCAUGACUCCCCCUUAGCCAAGAAUGACCACAAGCUGUCCUAAAGGUUCACAUGUCGUUUUCUUGCUAUUUUGGUAUUUGUUUAGGGCUUAAAAAUCGGGGGAGAGGGAUAGUUUUUUCAUUGUCAAAUCAGAAGUCUUGAGCCGGUAUCGACGAUUUGCUGCAUCAACAACAAGUUUUGUACCCGUUUUGUAAAACGUUGAAGAAAGAUUUGGAGGGUAAACGUUUACAACUUAAAAUGCUUUAAUGACUUUAAAUUUCAAAUUUCAUAGUAAUAUACUAUGCAACAUGCAUCUUGCGAUUCUGAAUGGAAAAACCGGAUGCUUAAUUUUCCAAACAUUAGAAUAUGUUUUCUCUGAAAUUUUGAGUCAGUAAUGAGGAAACUUUUUACGAAUAUGUUUUGAGGUUUAAAAAAAUAAAUAAAUAUAGGUACUCAUCAGAGAAAAAAAAUGAAAUUAUUAUCAAAAAUAAAUUAAAAUUAAGAAAACAAUUAAAUCCUAGGUUUCGAGACUUGUGUAGUUGGCAAAUAAUCCAUUGCAGCUUGACACACAUGUAUCUGCCUUAUUGAUAAAAUUUACUUUGGCAUCAAUGUCUAUUGUCCUACAUUGUGGACCAAAUUGUAAUGAAAAUCCUGCAGUUGAAAGCUUUGUGUGCAUUUUUCCAUUAU
Molecule: messenger RNA, 3919 nt
Organism: Mytilus californianus (California mussel)
Lineage: Eukaryota; Metazoa; Mollusca; Bivalvia; Mytilida; Mytilidae
Exons: 2
Coding region: 58-1761 (567 amino acids)
Source: RefSeq, a predicted model, not a curated record